AUGACACUUCCUCAUGUUAUGGAGCGCAACUACCGGCGCCUGGCCCUGCGCUGGCACCCAGACAAGAACCUGGACCGCGCCGAGGAGGCGGCCGAGCAGUUUAAGCUGAUCCAGGCGGCCUACGACGUGCUCAGCGACCCGCAGGAGCGCGCCUGGUACGAUAAUCACCGGGAGGCUUUGCUGAAAGGAGGCGUUGAUGGGGAGUACCAAGAUGACAGUUUGGAUCUGCUGCGUUAUUUCACUGUUAACUGUUACUCCGGAUAUGGGGAUGACGAGAAGGGAUUCUUUACAGUUUACCGCCAUGUGUUUGAAAAGAUUACAGGAGAAGAGAUGGAGUACAUGCCUCAGGGUGAUAUUGAAGAAUUCCCUACUUUUGGAUACUCUCAAAGUGACUAUGAUACGGUUGUCCAUCCUUUUUAUGCCUACUGGCAAAGUUUCUGUACACAAAAGAACUUUGCAUGGAAGGAAGAGUAUGACACACGGCAGGCGUCAAACCGCUGGGAGAAGCGAGCUAUGGAAAAAGAGAACAAGAAAACGAGAGACAAAGCCAGAAAGGAGAGGAAUGAACUGGUGCGGGAGCUUGUGGCUUUUAUCCGCAAAAGGGAUAAGAGAGUUCAAGCCCACAGGAAACUUUUAGAAGAACAGAAUGCAGAAAAAGCGAAGAAGACAGAGCAAUUCUGGAAACAGCAGAAGCUCAGACAAGCUAAGCUUGGUGAGCAAUAUAAAGAGCAGAGCUGGAUGACAGUGUCUGACCUGGAGAGAGAGUUGCGGGAGAUGGAGGCACAGUAUGAAAAGGAAUUUGGUGAUGGCUCUAGUGAUGAAGAGGAAAGAGAAGAACAGGAGCCAAGAGGAUUAGAUGAUAAAUUGAAUGAUGAGGCUGAAGAUGUUGAAUUAUAUGAUAACCUGUACUGUCCUGCUUGUGACAAAUUCUUAAAGACUGAGAAAGCCAUGAAGAACCAUGAGAAAUCAAAGAAGCACCGAGAGAUGGUAGCACUGUUAAGACAGCAGCUGGAAGAGGAGGAGGAAGAAUUAUCUGUGCCUGUGGAUGACACAAAUGGAGGAAAUGCCACAGAGGAAGAAGAAAUGGAGGAAACACCCAAACAAAAGCUGUCCAAAAAGCAGAAGAAAAAACAGAAAACAAUGACGCAGAACUAUGAAGACACUGGUGAGACCAAAAGUGCAGGUGAAGAAACAGUUGUACAGAAGGAGGCAGCUGGUGCAGACAAGGAGAAGAGUACAGUAGAAGAGCUGGAAAAUGCUGGCCAAAGAGAGGCUUCUUCUGAAAGAGCAGGUGCUGCAGACCAAGAUGCUGAACCACCAAGUGAAGCAAAAAGUGCACCUAAGCCUAAAGGAAAGAAAGCUAAGGAUCUGAAAAAAUCUGCUAAGGCAUCUUAUGAGUCUCAAACAACGAAUGAAGUUCCCAUCCACUGUGUAACCUGCAAUUGUGAAUUUCAGUCUCGGAAUAAGCUGUUUGAACACUUAAAGGCCACAGGCCACGCAAAAGCAGUGCAAGCACCAACUCUGAAUGGAGCUGUGAAUGCCAGAAGCAAAAAAGAAAAACGUAAAAACAGAUAGGACUUUGGCUGGCAAUCUUUGGACAGUCAAACACGGAUACUCGCAAAACCCGUUCAGAACCAAAAGGCAUUGUGUCCUGUAAUCUGAAUUAAAGGGCCCGGCUAAACUUGCAGAAUGGAAAAGCAUUUUUAUCCUGUGCAGAAAGUGGUGUUUAUUUUUUUUACCAACAUUUAACUGAAUUUUCAGAGGCUGUCCCAGUGGCUUUAAAGUCUUGAGAAGCUGACAUCUACAGGCUGCUGUUCCUGAAUAUUUGUUGGACUCUAUCACUAAAAAAUGUACAGGGGGAAGAAAUAAAUUAUUUUAACACUUC
This is a messenger RNA of Gavialis gangeticus (Gharial), 1885 nucleotides long. RefSeq names its product DnaJ heat shock protein family (Hsp40) member C21 (gene DNAJC21). The coding region runs from base 1 to 1575 and encodes 524 amino acids. Gene Ontology annotation, cellular component: cytoplasm. The record is from RefSeq and is a predicted model, not a curated record. NCBI's taxonomy places the organism in Eukaryota, Metazoa, Chordata, Crocodylia, Gavialidae. The transcript has 13 exons. Gene Ontology annotation, molecular function: zinc ion binding; nucleic acid binding.